AUGGAGAGCAGUCAGACGCAGGAGGCGGAGGACAGCCCGUACCUGUGUUUCCAGAGAACGCCCUCUCUCCGACGGAAAUGGAGGAAACGUUAUGGCGGUCUGGACGGCAACAAGCUGCUGGAGCCCAAUAAAGAUCCCGACAUGAAAGAUGAUGGAGAGACGACAGACGAGAGUCAGCAGAGGAGCUCUGACAACACGGAUUCAACACCCCGUCCAGCUCCCAGGAGUAUGAUCCAGAACCAGACCCAGUCUGCCUUCCAGACUCCUGUCCAGAAGCCCGUCAGCCUUGUCAGUCCUGGACCUGCAGUGGUGGCGGUGUCAGCGAGUAACGGCUGUCUGAAGCCUCCUCUCCCUCAGGCGGUGGUCCAGCCAGAGGACAGAGGCUUCCCCCCGGCCCAGCCGUGGUUCUCCACCCAGCAGAGUCCAUCAAAGCGCAGGGCGGCUGCUGAUAUUCUGUUUGACAGCUUCGCUUCAGACGAAAGAAUCAAUGUCAACCAGUUUUUUGAGGCAAUCUGGAGCUCCGGUCUGCACAGGUCUGAUCCUCGGCUCAGAGAGUGUUUCUUCCACCUGAGGAAACUGCAGGACGCAGAGGGAUCAGUGGACAGAAACACCUUCCAAAGGUGCGUCACAGGAUUCGUCUCUCUGAUCCUGAAAGCUCUGCAGGGACGAUUCGUCAUCCCAGAUUUUUCCACUUUCACCGAAGAAACUCAGAAGCUUUUCUCCAGGUGUCGACAGCUGUCGUCUGUACAGGAGAAAGAGAAGGAGAGCAUGGACAGCACCAAGUGGGGCGUCUCGAUCUGCACUGUUGACGGACAGAGGUUGUCUCUGGGAGACUGGGCUGGCUCUCUGGUCCUUGGCGAGGUGUCAUGGCCGCUGGUGUACGGCGUGGUGGUGGAGCAGCUGGGCGCUGACCUCGUCCACAGAUAUGUCGGCAUGGACAGUUACUCCAGAUAUGACUCGCCCUUCACUCUUACUAAAACAGGAAUUCCUCACAGCCCGCUAACUGAAACAGGAGCCAUCGUUACCACGUCUUUACUACAGCUUGCAGGGAGGCUUUCUGCAGAAGAAGAGGAGAAAUAUGACUCAGUGUUGAAUGUCAUCCGACGGCUCUGCAACAAGGAGCACGCCAACUUGAACUGCAGCAGUUAUCAGAGCGGCAGGAAGGACAGCAUCAGACUCCAUGCUCUGUCAUUUUACCUGCAGGAAAAAAAGUGUUUUCCAGAAAAAGUCGACAUUAAUGCUGCUCUGGAUCUCAUGCUGCAGUGUACCUCCACGGAAAUCACCUGUGAAUCAGGUGCAGCCAUGGCAGCUUCGUUGGCCAAUGGGGGUCUCUGCCCUCUCUCAGGUGACCAGGUGCUGUCGCCAACGGCAACACGGAGCAUGCUGUCCAUGAUGCAGGUGGCGGGGAUGAAGGAGUACUCCACAACCUUCCAUUACAAGACCUCAGUCCCGGCCGUGUGCAGCGGUAACGGCGUCCUCCUUGCGGUGGUUCCUGGUGUUUUGGGUCUGAUGGCGUUCUCUCCGGAGUUAGACGCCUGUGGAAACCCGUGGAGGGCCGUCCACUUCUGCCAGGAGCUCAUCUCUACCUUUCAGCUGCACAGUUUUGACAUCAGGACUCCGUUCAGACAGAUUCUGGCCUACAGACAGUGGAAGGCUGAGUCCGAGGGAUACCAGAUCAUGAACGUCCUGCUGGCUGCGUUCAAAGGAGACGUGCAGGCCCUGAGGAGGUACUUCCUGUCCGGAGUGGAUGUGAACGCUGUGGACUACGACGGCAGGUCGGCUCUGCACGUGGCGGCCGCUGAAGGUCACACAGAGGUCAUCCGCUUCCUGCUGGGGAACACUGGAGCAAACGCCGCCCUCAAAGACAGGUGGGGGAGCUCUCCUCUGCAGGAGGCCAGGAGACUCAACAAGGAGGCUGCAGCCCAACUUCUGCAGGGAGCCAUUUGAACCGUAACACCGUGUCCUGUCUUCUGACCUCGGAGUCUUCUGGAGAACUUGGAUGAAUUAAACAUCAUCUUGAUUCUGAGACAGGAUGAAAGACCUGCAGGUUUUAAGAAGCAAAUCCGGUGAAGCUGCUCCUUAAAGCUUUAAAAACUUUCAGUCCCUGUUUUCAGGCUGUCCGUCAUUCGUCGGUGUGUUUGCUGUAAAGAGUUACACUUCUUUAAAGAGUUUGUCUUCAUCUCCUGCAGCUCGUCUCUCAGAAACAUUCAGGGUGUCCGCUCGACUGCAGAGAAUCAUUAAGAUUCUGUUCACAUCGUUUCUUCGAUGUGAACAGCCUUCAGUUUUCAUCGUGAAAACUCUGGACUGGAAUCUGCUGCAUGCCGUCCUCCCUGUAUACUCUCAAACACUCCUUUGUGACAGGGGCGGGUCCAGACUCUUUCAGACUGGGAUGACUUUUGCAGGUCUACGGUCACAGGGAGUUUAUUCUGUAAAAUAAAAUGUUUAGAUGUGUGUCCUCUCAGAGCUUCCGCACUCUCAGAAUACAUUCAAGGUUUUUAUUCUUUGUCCCUUUUCUGAAAUGAAACAAGUUCUGCAUGUUUGAACACAAAUAUAAAAAAAGGUUUUCUGUUUAAUCUAGUAUCGUAGUCCAGACCACAUUAACCGAGACCAGGACACCUGAGACCAGAGUGCUCCGAGACCUCCAAGAUAUUCAGGGAUCGAGACCAAGACCUUAAAAAUCAGUGAAAAAUCAUCAUCUUGUGUAUCUGAGACAGAGACAAGACCGAGUAAAAUACUUUUGAUUCUGAGAUGAGACGGAGACCUUUCAGAGAGUAAUAACAUUUUUAAGUGUUUGUACUAAUAAAUAAUUAAACACGUUGUUUACAUCUUUA
Labrus bergylta (ballan wrasse) is the source of this 2831-nucleotide messenger RNA. RefSeq names its product glutaminase like (gene glsl). The record is from RefSeq and is a predicted model, not a curated record. Gene Ontology annotation, molecular function: glutaminase activity; protein binding. Gene Ontology annotation, biological process: L-glutamine catabolic process. NCBI's taxonomy places the organism in Eukaryota, Metazoa, Chordata, Actinopteri, Labriformes, Labridae.